CAGACAGGUGCCAAAGGAACAGACACUUAGGACACAGUGAUGUCAUCCCAGGCAACAACCCAGCCCCGAAUGUAUGAAACCGUACUCAAUCCUUACCCGCCAAACAGCAUCAUGGCUCCUGGCUUUCAACAACCUGUGGGUUUCAUACACCUGGGAAACCAAGCUCAGAGUGGCCAGCCUCCCUUCCUCGGGUCUCCAGGAAUCAUCACCAACAGUCAUCAAGGUCAAGGAAAUACACAGGUGGUAAACCCAGCCAUAGGAACAGCAAUCACAAACUUUAGAGAAGAAGCAAAGAUAUUAGGGGCAAUCCAGAUCAUGAUUGGAUUGAUGCACAUUGGUUUCGGAACUAUCUUGGGCUUCAUGUACUCCGUUUAUGGAUCAGUUUUGGGAUUUGCUUCCCUUGCUCUUAUUAGUGGAUAUCCGUUCUGGGGUGGCAUCUCUUUCAUUACUACGGGUACUCUCUCUAUACUGGCAUCCAAGAAGCUUUCUCCUAGUCUGAUCAAAAGCAGCUUAGGAAUGAACAUUGUCAGUACUUUCUUUGCCUUCAUUGGAGUGAUUCUGCUGCUGGUGGAUGUGAGCAUCAAUGGCCUACCCAACCAAGACUACUGGGCAGUUCUUUCUGGGAAAGGAAUUGCAGCCAUGCUGAUUAUCUUCUCUGUCUUGGAAUUCUGCACAAAUUGCACUACAGCCUAUUUUGCCAAACGAGCCAUCACCAAAACCAACAGGCCUGUCCUGGUUAUUCCCAACGUGUAUACAGUCAGUCCUUUGGAACGAGGGGUUUUCUCAGCUCCUCCCAGAAAUGAUGGCCACCUCACUCAUGCCACUUAA
This is a messenger RNA of Mustela erminea (ermine), 828 nucleotides long. Its product is annotated as membrane-spanning 4-domains subfamily A member 12-like. Gene Ontology annotation, cellular component: plasma membrane. Gene Ontology annotation, biological process: cell surface receptor signaling pathway. NCBI's taxonomy places the organism in Eukaryota, Metazoa, Chordata, Mammalia, Carnivora, Mustelidae. The record is from RefSeq and is a predicted model, not a curated record. The coding region runs from base 40 to 828 and encodes 262 amino acids. The transcript has 7 exons.